AUGUCAGACCGAUCAUCUUCACGUGAAGAGCUACGGAUAGCCCUGUCAUCUCGCUCGAAAGCUAAGGACUUGCUCGUUUUGGAAAUGGAGACAAUGGGCGAGGAUUGGUUACUGGCCUUACAGGAUGAAUUCACCAAGCCGUAUUUUUUACAGCUCAAAGAGUUUGUGGUAGCAGAACAGAAGAGCAAGAAAGUUUUCCCGCCAGCUGAUGAUAUCUACUCGUGGUCACGAUUAUGUCCUUUGAAAGAUGUUAGAGUAGUCAUUGUGGGCCAAGAUCCAUAUCAUGACGACGGUCAAGCUCAUGGUCUAGCGUUUUCCGUCCGUAAAGGCAUGAGAAUACCGCCGUCUCUCCGUAACAUCUACAAGGAGAUGUCCGAAGAGAUUCCCGGCUUCGUACCGCCAAAACAUGGGUACCUGACAGAAUGGGCCAAGCAUGGUGUCCUGCUGCUCAACACAUCACUGACCGUCAGGGCGCAUGAAGCCGCCUCACACUCCAAUCGCGGUUGGGAGACGUUCACCGCUGCCGUGCUCAAAGUGAUAACUUCACGUAUGGCUCCGACAAAUUUGAAGGACUCGGAUCAUGUUCCAGGAGCCAAAGGGGUCGUCUUCAUGGCGUGGGGAGCACAUGCACAGAAGAUGUGUACGGGAGUGGAUAAGAACAAACACCUCGUACUUCGUUCUGCCCAUCCGAGCCCACUGGCAGCCAUGCGAGGGUUCUUCGGUAACGGUCACUUCAAGAAGGCCAACGCAUGGUUAAGGGAGCGAUAUGGCCCUGAAGGAGGCAUCGACUGGAAGGUCCUCAGUGCAGAUCAGUAA
This is a messenger RNA of Kockovaella imperatae, 816 nucleotides long. RefSeq names its product uracil-DNA glycosylase-like protein. The transcript is spliced from 9 exons. Bases 1 to 816 code for a protein of 271 amino acids. Lineage: Eukaryota; Fungi; Basidiomycota; Tremellomycetes; Tremellales; Cuniculitremaceae. The record is from RefSeq and is a predicted model, not a curated record. Gene Ontology annotation, biological process: base-excision repair, AP site formation via deaminated base removal; base-excision repair. Gene Ontology annotation, molecular function: uracil DNA N-glycosylase activity. Gene Ontology annotation, cellular component: nucleus; mitochondrion.